Molecule: messenger RNA, 1111 nt
Organism: Nerophis lumbriciformis (worm pipefish)
Lineage: Eukaryota; Metazoa; Chordata; Actinopteri; Syngnathiformes; Syngnathidae
Gene: mibp2
Product: muscle-specific beta 1 integrin binding protein 2
Source: RefSeq, a predicted model, not a curated record
GUAGUACGUGUGGUAGUGUCACGGAGCCCCUGGUUCUCUCUCCUUGGAAGACCGCGUCCGAGCGACACCUCGUCUCUGCGCCUUACACUCACUUCAACAACCAUGGAUGGCCCAAGUAGUUGACGUUUCCUGCAACCUUCUCUUUUUAAGCUUUCUUCCGUCUGAUCAACAAGCACCGGUUUAUUGACGUUUUGACCUCGCGACUUGCUCUCUCCUUCCACCGACGGACACCAUGAAGUACAUCAUCGGCAUCGGAGGCGGCACCAAUGGAGGGAAAACCACCCUCACCAACCGCCUAAUCAAGAACCUGCCCAACUGCUGUGUCGUCGCCCAGGAUGACUUCUUCAAGCCCCAAGAUCAGAUUGCGGUUGAAGAUGGCUUUAAGCAGUAUGAUGUCAUUACUGCUCUGGACAUGGAUGCCAUGAUGACCACCAUCUACGCAUGGCUGGAGAACCCUGUGAAAUUCGAGAAGUCUCACGGCGUCAAUAACACUCUGGAUACGGAGAUCCUCCCAAAGUCCAACCAUGAGGAUGAGACUCACAUCCUCAUUGUAGAGGGUUUCCUGCUUUACACCUACCAACCUUUGAUCGACGUGCUGAACCUGCGUUACUUUAUUUCCAUCCCGUAUGAAGAAUGCAAAAAGAGGAGGUGCACGAGGAACUACACGGUACCAGACCCCCCCGGCCUCUUUGACGGCCACGUCUGGCCCAUGUACUUGAAACACAAGAAAAUAAUGGAGGACACAGAUGUUGACGUGUUGCAGCUCGAUGGAACCAAGUCAAAGGAGCAACUGUUCAACCUUGUCUAUGGGGACAUCCUGAAUAACAUCCAACAUUCUCUCUAACAAAGGUCACCUGAUCAGCUAAAAGGAGCAUGUAUUCAGCCUGCAUGAAACCAGCUCGCCUUAAGUUUCUACCUGACAGCUUAUUUUAGCUGACUGCCAUGAAUUGUUUUAAAUGAGGAAAAAAAAUGUACGUGUGUAACCGGCGGCAUCAAAUGCUGGCAUGAUUUAUAGCAACUGUAUUUAUUGCUUUUUACAGCUACACUUCAGAGAGUUGAUGGAUGUAUUCAGAGGAUGGUUGUAUCUGUCAAUAAAUGAUCCUCACGCCAA